Messenger RNA from Sphaeroforma arctica JP610, 180 nucleotides. RefSeq lists its product as hypothetical. The annotation marks the transcript as partial. The record is from RefSeq and is a predicted model, not a curated record. NCBI's taxonomy places the organism in Eukaryota, Ichthyosporea, Ichthyophonida. Gene Ontology annotation, molecular function: oxidoreductase activity. The transcript has a single exon.
GUGAUGAUUCGCUGGUCAAUCCAACGUGGCUAUGUGACUCUGCCCAAAUCUGUCACAGAGUCUCGUAUCAAAUCAAACGCCGACCUGUUCGGGUUCAAGUUGUCCGAUGAGGAGAUGAAUACUUUGGCCAACUUAGACGAGCAUCUCACAACAGGGUGGGAUCCUACGACAAUGAAGUAG